AUGAGCACAAAACGAAACCAGGCGACUACAAUUGGCACUAACGGUGGACAGGACCGUACUUCAGGGGAAGGUGGAGACGAUCAUAUCGACAAGAAGUUCAAGCAGGUUCACGGCGACGGUGACGAAGAUGAUGAGGAAGACGACGAAGAGGAGGCUCCCAAGAGCGGCAAGCGUGCUGGACGAAGAAAGAUUAAGAUCGAGUACAUUGAGGACAAGAGCAGACGCCAUAUCACCUUUUCCAAGCGCAAGUCAGGCAUCAUGAAGAAGGCCUAUGAGUUGAGUACGUUAACCGGAACCCAGGUGCUUCUGCUGGUUGUGUCGGAAACCGGAUUGGUUUACACAUUUACUACACCCAAGCUGCAGCCGUUGGUAACCAAGGCUGAGGGCAAAAAUCUGAUUCAAGCCUGCCUGCAUGCGCCCGACAAGGAGGCCACUCCCGUAAGCUUCGUUUGUUAA
Messenger RNA from Gamsiella multidivaricata, 456 nucleotides. RefSeq lists its product as uncharacterized. The record is from RefSeq and is a predicted model, not a curated record. The transcript has 2 exons. Gene Ontology annotation, molecular function: protein dimerization activity; DNA-binding transcription factor activity, RNA polymerase II-specific; RNA polymerase II cis-regulatory region sequence-specific DNA binding. Gene Ontology annotation, biological process: positive regulation of transcription by RNA polymerase II. Bases 1 to 456 code for a protein of 151 amino acids. Lineage: Eukaryota; Fungi; Mortierellomycota; Mortierellomycetes; Mortierellales; Mortierellaceae.